This is a messenger RNA of Rhinichthys klamathensis goyatoka, 2172 nucleotides long. RefSeq names its product zinc finger protein 740b (gene znf740b). The record is from RefSeq and is a predicted model, not a curated record. NCBI's taxonomy places the organism in Eukaryota, Metazoa, Chordata, Actinopteri, Cypriniformes, Leuciscidae. The transcript is spliced from 7 exons. Gene Ontology annotation, cellular component: nucleus. Gene Ontology annotation, biological process: regulation of transcription by RNA polymerase II. Gene Ontology annotation, molecular function: DNA-binding transcription factor activity, RNA polymerase II-specific; RNA polymerase II cis-regulatory region sequence-specific DNA binding. Bases 299 to 1108 code for a protein of 269 amino acids.
ACAUUUCUUCUUAACACUCGUGGACUUUAUUUACACCGGAAGCUUGUAAUCGUUUGCCAGUGUGGUGAUCACGUGACACACGCUCUCCCCAGAGAGCACUUCCGGUAACGUUUCCUGUGUUUGUAAACUGAAAAAAAAAAUUUGUUCGACAAGAAAAUAUUGGGCUACGGUAAAAGAAGAAGAGUAAGGCUUGGGCCCCUGAUGAUUGGGGCUUGUGUGGUCUCUAAACAUUCUCGCUGCCCAGAGCGAAGCUCUCUGUACCCCAACACACACAUACACACACACUCUCACCACAGCGAUGUCACACCUUUCCAACAGCUCAGUGCGAGAUCACAUGAAGUGGGCUGGGUUGCUGGGCUGUGAAGCGGUGCUGUCCAGCAUGGCACUCAUGCAGGCUGGCUCCAUGUCCAGUCAUAAGAAGAUGGGCUCUCAUCUGGGCCAGGGACAGAGAGAAAACCAUCACAGCCACAAUCACAGCCAGAACCACAACCAGGACACACACAGCCAACACGGCCACAUGGUGCUGCCCUCAGGAGUCAGCUGCCCACCACUUCUCAUCCGCAAGGAUGGAGAGUUUCACUCAUCCAGGCUCUUGGAUGAAAAAAACAUGCAAGCCAGACAGAACGUGCAGCCAAAGAAGAAGAACAGGAAGUCUGGACUUCCCACCAAAUUGAGAGAAAAGCCCCAGGUGGAGAUUCCUGAGGUUAAUGACGAUAACUCACUCAGCUCUCAAGUGCAGAAGAACUUCAUAUGUGAGCACUGCUACAGUGCUUUCCGCAGUAGUUACCAUCUCAAACGCCACAUUCUCACCCAUACGGGGGAAAAGCCAUUUGGAUGUGAUAUGUGUGACAUGAGGUUUAUUCAGCGCUACCACCUGGAGAGACAUAAGCGUGUUCACAGCGGUGAGAAGCCUUAUCAGUGUGACCGCUGCCAACAGAACUUUUCCAGAACCGACCGGUUACUACGGCAUCGACGUUUGUGUGCCGUGGGCAUCCCUAAAGAGGAGAACCAGCCGUGCUGUGAGGGACGGCCAUAUUCUCAGGACCCCUCCCAGCACACGGCGUCCUGGAGCCCACUGCAGACAAACAACAGCAGGCUGGCGGUGUGACCGCCUUCCGAUCGCUCGUGCAAACCUCUUCCCAGCAAACACCACCUGAACGGGGGUUUGAACCUGUAAACGGUUUAAAGACUACAAUAUGUCCAGCUCUGAUCAUGCGGCUCAACCCCAGUGGACUCUGGGAAAUAGCAUAUUUUGUAUUUUAGAUGGUACUGUGAUCAGCAGGCGGGUUAGUUGUGCAUUCAGUCCAGGCAAUAACGACCUCCGGUAGUUUAGAAUCACUUCCUUUUGUAGUUUCCCUUUGGAGCGCUGUAGAUUGUUGGGAUUCUCAGUGCUACAAUAUUAACCUGUGAACAUCUUGAGCCGUAGCACGUGGCCUUUUCGAUCAGAGAAGUUAGCCGUAGUGACAGUAGACGCAUUCUGGUAGGAUACGUUUUCUCAGUGUGCACAUCAAUUAAUCAUUUCCUAUUCUCAUUAAAUACUGUGAUAACGGCUCGUGACCAUUGACCGUUUUACACAGGCUUGUUACGGUUUUAGCAGAAACAUCUGGAACAUCAUCCAUCCUACAUCCACAGGAGAGCUCAUUUUUUGUGAGCUACAUUAUGGUGUCAAGCUUUUGAAGUUGGCCUUUAGGUCAACAUGAACACUGACUUUUCUUUGGGUAUUUGAGAAUGAAUGACAAAUUUCGUCACAGUAUGAUGUGACUCAUGCGGUAAGUCUGCUAGCAUCUCAGUUUCUCUUCUAAAAGUCACUGGAUCGACAAAGCCGAGCCAAGAAUAACAAAGCAAACCUUAUAACAGGUUGUACAGGUCAUAGAGAGACAGAUGUUUAUAUAAAAACCGCUAGUUUAUCGCAGAGGUCUCGUUAUAUGUUUCAUAUUCCGUCAACCUCGGCCCUUGAACACGGACUUCUGACGCAGUUGAGCUUGAGUUAAUAUAUUUUUUCAGCGUUUUAAAUAAUUUAAUUAGAAACCGUAGUAGUAUUAGAUGGCAGUUUCACUGUAUUUUUUUACAUGUACAUUUUGCAUGAUCCUUUCAUUAAGUGCGUACCGUAAAAGGUUCUUGUAUUGUGAUUGUUUAAAAGAAUGAAAUACACUUGUUUUUGUAAGAACAUUA